Messenger RNA from Microcebus murinus (gray mouse lemur), 5422 nucleotides. Lineage: Eukaryota; Metazoa; Chordata; Mammalia; Primates; Cheirogaleidae. The record is from RefSeq and is a predicted model, not a curated record.
GGCAUGCGCAGUGCGCAGGGCCGGCUCGCUGCACAAGCAGGAAGCGUUCGCGGUGAUCCUGGCGGCUGCGCUGGGGUAUGCGGUACCGGCUAGCGUGGCUGCUGCAUCCCGCACUGCCCAGCACCUUCCGUUCCGUCCUCGGCGCCCGCCUCCCGCCCCCGGAGCGCCUCUGUGGUUUCCAAAAAAAGACUUACAGCAAAAUGAAUAAUCCAGCUAUCAAGAGAAUAGGAAAUCACAUUAUCAAAUCUCCUGAAGACAAGCGAGAAUAUCGUGGGCUAGAGCUGGCCAAUGGUAUCAAAGUACUUCUCAUCAGUGAUCCUACCACGGAUAAGUCGUCAGCAGCACUUGAUGUACACAUAGGUUCAUUGUCUGAUCCUCCAAAUAUUGCUGGCUUAAGUCAUUUUUGUGAACAUAUGCUUUUUUUGGGAACAAAGAAGUACCCUAAAGAAAAUGAAUACAGUCAGUUUCUCAGUGAGCAUGCAGGAAGUUCAAAUGCUUUUACUAGUGGAGAGCAUACCAAUUACUAUUUUGAUGUUUCCCAUGAACAUCUAGAAGGUGCCCUAGACAGGUUUGCACAGUUUUUCUUGUGCCCCUUGUUUGAUGAGAGUUGCAAAGACAGAGAGGUGAAUGCAGUUGAUUCAGAACAUGAGAAGAAUGUGAUGAAUGAUGCCUGGAGGCUCUUUCAGUUGGAAAAAGCUACAGGGAAUCCUAAACACCCCUUCAGUAAAUUUGGGACAGGCCGAGAAUCUUUAGAUGACUUGACUAAUCUGGUGGUAAAAUUGUUUUCUGAAGUAGAGAACAAAAAUGUCCCAUUGCCAGAAUUUCCUGAACACCCUUUCCAAGAAGAACAUCUUAAACAACUUUAUAAAAUAGUACCCAUUAAAGAUAUUAGGAAUCUUUAUGUGACAUUUCCCAUACCUGAUCUUCAGAAAUACUACAAAUCAAAUCCUGGUCAUUAUCUUGGUCAUCUCAUUGGGCAUGAAGGUCCUGGAAGUCUGUUAUCAGAACUUAAAUCAAAAGGCUGGGUAAAUACUCUUGUUGGUGGGCAGAAGGAAGGAGCCCGAGGUUUUAUGUUUUUUAUCAUUAAUGUGGACUUGACUGAGGAAGGAUUAUUACAUGUUGAAGAUAUAAUUUUGCACAUGUUUCAAUACAUUCAGAAGUUACGUGCAGAAGGACCUCAAGAAUGGGUUUUCCAAGAGUGCAAGGACUUGAAUGCUGUUGCUUUUAGGUUUAAAGAUAAAGAGAGGCCACGGGGCUAUACGUCUAAGAUUGCGGGAAUAUUGCAUUAUUAUCCUCUAGAAGAAGUGCUCACAGCUGAAUAUUUCCUGGAAGAAUUUAGACCUGACUUAAUAGAGAUGGUUCUUGAUAAACUCAGACCAGAAAAUGUCCGGGUUGCAAUAGUUUCAAAAUCUUUUGAAGGAAAAACUGAUCGCACAGAAGAGUGGUAUGGAACCCAGUACAAACAAGAAGCUAUCCCAGACGAAGUCAUUAAGAAAUGGCAAAAUGCUGACCUGAAUGGGAAAUUUAAACUUCCAACAAAGAAUGAAUUUAUUCCUACAAAUUUUGAGAUUUUAUCGUUAGAAAAAGAGGCAACACCAUACCCUGCUCUUAUUAAGGAUACAGCUAUGAGCAAACUGUGGUUCAAACAAGAUGAUAAGUUUUUCUUGCCGAAGGCUUGUCUCAACUUUGAAUUUUUCAGCCCAUUUGCUUAUGUGGACCCCUUGCACUGUAACAUGGCCUAUUUGUACCUUGAGCUCCUCAAAGACUCACUCAACGAGUAUGCAUAUGCAGCAGAGCUAGCAGGCUUGAGCUAUGAUCUCCAAAAUACCAUCUAUGGGAUGUAUCUCUCGGUGAAAGGUUACAAUGACAAGCAGCCGAUUUUGCUAAAGAAGAUUAUUGAGAAAAUGGCUACCUUUGAGAUUGAUGAAAAAAGAUUUGAAAUUAUCAAAGAGGCAUAUAUGCGAUCUCUUAACAAUUUCCGGGCCGAACAGCCUCACCAGCAUGCCAUGUACUACCUCCGCUUGCUGAUGACUGAAGUGGCCUGGACUAAAGAUGAGUUAAAAGAAGCCCUGGAUGAUGUUACCCUUCCUCGUCUUAAGGCGUUUAUACCUCAGCUCCUGUCACGGCUGCACAUUGAAGCCCUUCUCCAUGGAAACAUAACAAAGCAGGCUGCUUUAGGAAUUAUGCAGAUGGUUGAAGACACUCUCAUCGAACAUGCUCACACCAAACCUCUUCUUCCAAGUCAGCUGGUUCGGUAUAGAGAGGUUCAGCUCCCUGAUGGAGGAUGGUUUGUUUAUCAGCGGAGGAAUGAAGUUCACAAUAACUGUGGCAUCGAAAUAUACUACCAAACAGACAUGCAGAGCACCUCAGAGAAUAUGUUUCUGGAACUCUUCUGUCAGAUUAUCUCUGAGCCUUGCUUCAACACCCUACGCACCAAGGAGCAGUUGGGCUAUAUUGUCUUCAGUGGACCACGUCGAGCCAAUGGCAUACAGGGCUUGCGAUUCAUCAUCCAGUCAGAAAAGCCGCCUCACUACCUAGAAAGCAGAGUGGAAGCUUUCUUAAUUACCAUGGAAAAGUCCAUAGAGGACAUGACAGAAGAAGCCUUCCAAAAACACAUUCAAGCAUUAGCAAUUCGUCGACUAGACAAACCAAAGAAACUGUCUGCUGAGUGUGCUAAAUAUUGGGGUGAAAUCAUCUCCCAGCAAUACAAUUUUGACAGAGAUAAUAUAGAAGUUGCAUAUUUAAAGACACUUACCAAGGAAGAUAUCAUCAAAUUCUACAAGGAAAUGUUGGCAGUCGAUGCCCCUAGGAGACAUAAGGUAUCCGUGCAUGUUCUUGCCAGGGAAAUGGAUUCUUGUCCUGUUGUUGGAGAGUUCCCAUGUCAAAAUGAUAUAAAUUUGUCACAAGCACCAGCCUUGCCACAACCUGAAGUGGUACAGAACAUGACCGAAUUCAAGCGUGGUCUGCCACUGUUUCCCCUUGUGAAACCACAUAUUAACUUCAUGGCUGCAAAACUCUGAAGAUUACUCACAGCUGGGAAAGUGCGAGUGGAUGCAUUCCUGAGUCUUCCAGGGCCUAGGAAAACAAUCUUGGCCACUUUAAUAGCUUCUAGUUCACUAUUAGACAAACAGAACAAAAGAAGUUAUCAAAUGUCAUUAUGUAGAAAUAUUAAAAAUCCAAAGUAAUUAAAUUACAAAAUCGUAUAGAUGUAGAAUAUUUUUAAAAUACAUGCCUCUUAAAUAUUUUAAAAAUUUUCUUUUCAUUCCUAAGAGAAAUUUCCCUUAUAUAACAAUGCUUAAAAUGAUGAAUGAUAUUCCUAUAGAAUAUUCCCUAUUCUGUAAAAUAGUCACUUGUCUAAAGAAAAUAAAAGUUAGUUUUUUUCUAAAAAGCCUCCUAGAUUGACAUAGAAGGCUUCGCAACAUUUAGAAAGGUAAUACCUUUUUAAAAUUGGUCCUCAAAUUUGCUUUCUACUUGACGGUUUCAUGUAAAUCAGUGGAGGACGUUACAUUUGACAGAUGGUAAACAAAACAAUGUAAUUUUGUUUGUGAAAUUACUGAUUAUAUAAGGCAUGGUUUUAAUCUUUUUAUAAAAUUUGAACAUAUUUUUUAUUCCAACUAGUAAAAUGCUAGAAAACCCUAGAACAGCCUACUUAUAUACAGUGCUAGAAAUACAGAUUUACCUUACAUCAAUUUUGUCCUAAACUGAAUUUCUCAGGAUUACUGUGGUUUCUUUCUUUCUGACUGAAUUAUAUUGACAUUCUUGUUCAUAGUUGGUUUGCAGGGUCCCGUCAGUUUUAUUUUUUCUCAUCAACAUGUUGCUGUAUUUAUUUAACAAGUACAAAUAGGGUCAACUUCAGAUCUUACUGAGUGUGUGACAUGCUUUUCCAACAUCAGCUUUGGAACCACCCCUAACUUUUUGCUGUGGUGAAAGUGCAGUCAGUGUGUGAACCCAAAUAUUUUGCCCUGUUAUGAAUUUAAAAGGCAACAAAUACAAAGCCACCUUUUUGGAGAUAUAAAAAAUAAAGCCUUGCAUUCUUAAAUGGCAUGUCUCCAUAAGACUCUAAAAUCUUGUUGCCACCAGUCUAAUCUUGCCUUAAGUGUUCAUUUAUUUUUUGAAUAUAUAAAUAUAAACAUACAAACAUACAGAUGAUGACUGGAGUGGACUUUUAAAAAGUAUUUUUUUCAGGAGAUACUAUUUUAAGUGAAAUUGUUACUGUAGAUUUAACAUCUGUUUGAAAAUAUUUACUGUUAUUAAAAUUUGCUUCAAGAGAAAUUGUGAAUAUAUUUCCACAUACAGGAACUAGUAAGUGGCCCUGUUGUCCACUAACUCAGGCAAAGUAAAGAAUGGCAUUUCCAAACGACAUUUUGCCUUACCAUAUGAAUUGAUUUUCCAGGACUUCUUUCUUUAAAGUCAUGUCUUUUUACCUCUUAAGUUUUUACAUUUGCCAUUUUCCAAAUCUCAAUUUGGGGCAAGAAUGAUACAGUCACAACUCUAGGAGCUGCUUUCACAAGUGGGGCUCCAUUUCUACUGUCAGAUCAAUGUGGUGCUGUAACUGUCUUUCUAUCUGUACCUUCAAAGAGCCUCCUUGUAUGAAGCCUGUCUUUGUCCAUCAGAAGGUGUGUGAAGUCAUCACUACCUUCUGGUUUUAUGCAUUUGUAGACUAUGCAGCUUUUCAUCAAACUGCAAAUACAUACAAGACAGAUCUAAAAUUAGUCCUGAGUGUUUAAAUCCACCACUGUAAGAGUAAAUAGAAAUCCACCUACCUUUUCUGUGGAUAAUUCUGUGCUAUUGAAUAACUUUUAGCUCUUUUUAAAAAAUGGGUGAAAUUUGGGAGUGUCAUUUUUAUAAGAAAGGCACACGAUCUGAAAGCAAUCUCAUGUAGUCUUCCUCGAACCUGCGAUUGUUGUUCAGUGUGCUUCGGCAUUUUCCAGUUUCCAAAUUGCAUCUAGAGCUCCUGUCGCAUCACUCAGGCAUACUAAUGGAUUCAUGUAGAUGGGUCCAAGCUGCAGUCAUGAGCAAUAACAGACCACCCCAAAUACUGCUAUUUACUCAGUGCUUAGUAAAUGAGAUUUGUGAAACAGAUAAAGUUAUUAGUUACCUGGGACUUUUUAAAAAAACUCUUCUUUCUGACUAGUUGAUGUGAAAGAGGGAGCAUGUGACACAGCCAGUAUGGUGGACUGCUAGGGUUAUCCUGUUUACAAUAAAUCGCCUGAACUUAACCUCUGGAGUUUGCAUUUGUGUUAUUUUUACAAUAUUAUGAAAUAGUAUAGUGGCCAAUCCUCAGCCUACCUCUCAAGUUGUCCCAGUUUUACAAAGUUUCUUGCUUUCAUUGUAUCUAAUGCAGAAAGCAGUGAAUUCUAAUACAUUUUUUAGAGUGUAUCUGGGUAACAGUGAUUUUGUCAAAUAAAAUGGCUCAAUUUCA